AUGACAAAACGCCCAUACGUGCAAACCGACAUUACAUACAUGCCACCAGGUGUGCAUUGCGUAUCCCGACGUCCGAAGUUUAAGGCCCGCUAUCCCACGGACUCCGCACAGCCGGCAGAAGAGACGCGAUCCAUCCUCUGGGUUAUCGUGGCAUUCUUCAGCUACUUCAGGCUCCACGGCAAAUCGAGGGUUCUAAAAGACGGGAGAAUAUGGAAGCCGCUCCGAGAAGGCCAGGCCGCUCAAUCUACGCGCGCAUGA
Histoplasma mississippiense is the source of this 258-nucleotide messenger RNA. RefSeq lists its product with no specific name. The transcript is spliced from 2 exons. NCBI's taxonomy places the organism in Eukaryota, Fungi, Ascomycota, Eurotiomycetes, Onygenales, Ajellomycetaceae. Bases 1 to 258 code for a protein of 85 amino acids. The record is from RefSeq and is a predicted model, not a curated record.